AUGUGUUCAAAUGAUUGUGUCACUGUUGAAGAGUCUCCUGUGCAAACUAAAAAUCGCAAUAAAUCUUUAUCGUCUUAUAGAAAUGAAAAAUCAAAAUCGGUUUCUUCAAUUAGUUCUUUGUCAACAGACGAAGAACCAUUAACAAUGAACUUGUAUUAUUCUGCGGAUGAGAAUAUGGUCUUUGAAAAGAAAAAAAGUACCAAUGAGAGUUUAAAAUUACAUACUCCGCAGCAAGUAGAAAAAACUAUCAAGGAACUUAUUGUUGAAAAUCCAACUUCUGCUUGUAAUGUAAACACAGCAACGCCUAUAUUGUCAAUAAUUUCCAAUGAAAACGAUGCAGUAUCAUCAAAAUCUUCUAUUGUAGAAAGAGUGAAUAGUUACGUUAACGAGAAUGAAAGUUCAUCUUCGAGUGCAGAAGAAAUAAUUAGUGAUCAUACUAAAGAUUCUACAACAAAGCACAUGAGUGGUAAAUACGAUAGACGUGUUAAAGCAGGACGUCUUACUAAUUCUUCUCGUUUCCGCUCGUCUAAACGUCAACAGAUGGUGCCAGACGAAUUCCUUAAUUCAGAUGCCUCUCGUAUAUCACAUAGUUCACAGUACUCAGGAAAAUAUAGCAUACCACAUCGAAGUUCCAGCCGAUGUCCUAACGUUCCCUCAAAUACUAAUCAAAUGUAUUAUUAUAAAGACUCCUGUCAUUCACAUAAAAAUGCCGCAGACAAGAAUAACUGCUAUGAUAUAGCUCGUGUUGGUGUCGCUAUGUAUAUUCCUACUGAGCCUAUUCUCAAAUCCCCUCCUCCUAAUUACUCAAGUAAUGGUCUUCAAAAAAUCAACAAAUGUCAUUUAAAUUCAAAUAUAUCAUCUACUGCAGUUUUUGUUAGCAAAAAUAAUGAUACAAAAACUGAAAACAAGCGGAUGGACAGUCCAGGACGUCUGGAAUUGAAUAAAAUUGAUCAUAUUAUCAAGUGGGAGGAAUUAUACCCUGAAGAGUUGAAUAAAAUUCAUCAACUUAGACGUAUAAUUGAUAAAGAAUUGAAUAUUCGGUUGCCUGUUAAUCCAAAACACUUAGCCAUUGAAUUAAGUACUGGUGUUAUUCUAAUCCACUUCGUAAAUAAAUUUAUUGGAGCAGCAUCAAAAAUUAAAGUAUGUUCACCUAGAAAUGAUCAGACGAAUAUGCUGAGUGAAGUGAUGAAAUCCUACCGGCGGAAUAUUAGACGCUGUCGUGAAUGGCUUCAUCUCUAUGGUGUGCCUAGAGAAUAUUUAUUUUCAACCGAAUCAAUUGUGAAUCCAAACAGUGCUAAUGGCUUAUUAUCUUUAGCUAAUUGUAUUUUCAUCACAUACAACUUACGUGAGUCCAAGUUUUCAAAUCAUUUAUCAACACAGAAUAACACUCCUGUAAGUUGUCAAUACAACAACACAGAUUCUUUGCAAUCAAAUUCAAAAGUACAAUCAACAUCCUCAACAAAUAAUGAUACAAAGAUGAAUAAUCAUAAAGUUUACGAAAUCAGUAACUGGCCGCAUCAUUUAUGCUCAGAUGUGUAA
Molecule: messenger RNA, 1539 nt
Organism: Trichobilharzia szidati
Lineage: Eukaryota; Metazoa; Platyhelminthes; Trematoda; Strigeidida; Schistosomatidae
Source: the annotation of a GenBank genome assembly